Molecule: messenger RNA, 7938 nt
Organism: Tupaia belangeri chinensis (Chinese tree shrew)
Lineage: Eukaryota; Metazoa; Chordata; Mammalia; Scandentia; Tupaiidae
Gene: DNAH11
Product: dynein axonemal heavy chain 11
Exons: 48
Coding region: 1-7938 (2645 amino acids)
Biological process (GO): microtubule-based movement
Cellular component (GO): dynein complex
Molecular function (GO): dynein light intermediate chain binding; ATP binding; dynein intermediate chain binding
Source: RefSeq, a predicted model, not a curated record
AUGCCUCUCCCGGAGCCCCAAAGCCGCUCGGGUGGGCCACAGCCUGGGCUUCUGCGGGGCGGCGGCCUCUGGCGCUCACUCCGCCCUGCGCGGGCCUGGGCGGGGCGCCGUCCCCUGGGAAACGGGACGCGCGGCUUCUCCCGGGCGGUGGCCUCGGCUGCUGGGCUCGCGGGGCGCGCAGUCGCGGGGCAGAAAGAAGCAGCAGGUGGGGGGCUACGCUCGGCGCUCACGGAAGAGAGUGGUCGCCUUCAGGGCGCGCGGCAAGGGGUGAACUCGCCCACCGUCCCUGGCGCAGGGGACCCGGUGUCCCCCGUGGUAGCCCUGGAGGUGCUAGGCUUUCAGGAAGCCUCCCUUCGCCUCACCCCGGGCGCGGGUUUGGAGGCGGCGGACGUGAUGGAGUUGGAGGAGGAGGACGAGGAAGAGGAGGCAGCGGCCGCCAGGAAAGCGCGGACUUUCGGCCAAGACACGCGGGUGCGCUUCCUCCGCGGCCGCCUGGAGCAGAUGCUGAGGUGCCCGGAGGAGAAAUGGAGCCAGUAUUUGGAGAAUGAGGACAACCGACAGGUCCUGGGGGACUUUCUGGAGAGCACCAACCCGACCUGUCUUGUAUUCAGCCUAGCCGCAGCCGGGAGACUUGCGGCCUUCCAGGAGAUUCCAAGAGAUGCAAAACAUAAACUUGUUUAUAUUGCCAAGAAGGUUAUGGAAAGCACUGGAGUAAAGGAUUUCUCUCAAACAGUUUUAUUUGGAGAGUUACCUACAUCCUCUCUUGGAUAUGUAACUGCUUUCUUAGAAGAGAUUUUAGUGCCAAUUCUUUCUAAUAAGAACAACCAUAAAUCCUGGUCCUGUUUUACUUCGCAAGAUAUGGAAUGUCACAUAGAAGUCAUGAAGACUAAGAUGCAUAUAUUUAAGGGCCAAAUGUCUAGAAGAACUCUGCUACCAAUUCCUACUAUUGCAGGAAAAAUUGACCUAGAUCAGAAUUAUUCAGAGACCAAGCUGCAGUCAGAUGAAAGGAUAAUACUCCACACAAUUGAAUCCGUGAUUAUUAAAUGGUCACAUCAAAUCCAAGAAAUUGUAGAAAAAGAUUCAGUACAGUCUUUGCUGAAUAGUCUUCACUCUAAUCCUCAAACUGAGCUGGAUUUCUGGACAAUGAGAAGAGAGAAUCUAUCAUGCACUUACGAUCAGCUUCAGACUCCUGUUGUCCUCAAAAUGGUUAAGAUCCUGAAAAAGAAACAAAGUAGCUAUUUUCCUACUUUGAAGGGCAUCCUCAUGACUGUGGAAAAUGCUCUUCUUGAAGCCCAAGAUGUGGAACUUUAUCUGAGACCUCUGAGGAAACACAUUCAGUCUCUCCAGGAGACGGAAUUCCCACAGAUGCGCAUAUUAAUCGCCCCAUUGUUUCAUACCAUCUGUCUGAUCUGGAGUCAUUCCAAAUUUUAUAAUACCCCUGCUCGGGUUAUAGUUUUAUUGCAAGAGUUUUGUAACCUCUUCAUUGACCAGGCAAUAGCUUAUCUUUCUCCUGAGGACCUUUUGAAGGGAGAAAUUGAAGACUCACUGGAAAAAGUACAGGUGGCCAUUAACAUCUUAAAGACUUUCAAAGAUUCUUUUUUCAACCAUAGAAGAAAAUUGUCAAGCUAUUUUACAGGAAAUAAGGAGCUGCGACCCUGGGAUUUUCAGUCUCAUCUGGUGUUUUGCAGAUUUGACCAAUUUCUUGACCGCUUAAUGAAAAUAGAGGAUGUAUUUGUCACCAUAUUGGAAUUUGAAAAGCUGGAAAGAUUGGAAUUCGGCGGUACCAGGGGAGCCAUUUUAAAUGAACAGAUCCAUGAGAUGAAUGAAGCAUUUAUGGAACUCUGUGAAGUAUUUAAACUGAGCACUUAUGACCCAUCUGAUUGCAGUAACAUGGAAUUUGAAAAUGAUUAUGUUAUGUUUAAAUCUGAAACUUUGGAUUUUGAUAGAAGGCUUGGAACAAUUCUUUGUGAGGGUUUCUACAACUGCAAUGGUUUAGAAGCUGCAUUUAAGCUUUUGACCAUAUUUGGGAAUUUUCUGGAGAAGCCAGUUGUCAUGGAAAUUUUCAGCCCACAUUACAACACACUAGUGCACAUGUUUAUUGCAGAGCUGGAUAUGUGUAAGCAAUUGUACAAUGAACAUGUGAAACAGAUUGAACGUGGACAUGCAGUUCUUAAUAAGAACAUGCCAUUUACUUCAGGAAAUAUCAAAUGGGCCAGAGAAGUCCUUGAACGACUUCAAACGUUUUGGUCCAACUUUGCAUCUCUCCAGUAUCUAUUCUUGAACAGUCCUGAGGAUGCCUUAGUUUAUCAGAAGUAUGUUGAAAUGACCACUUUGCUAGACCAAUUUGAAAAUCACAUCUAUAACAAGUGGAAAAGUAAUGUGGAUGAAAUCUGUGCAUUUAAUUUGAACCAACCCUUGGUUAAAUUCAGUGCCAUAAAUGGUCUUCUCAGUGUCAACUUUGACCCAAAGCUAGUGGCUGUGUUGAGAGAAGUAAAAUACCUCUUAAUGUUGAAGAAACCAAACCUACCAGAUUCAGCUUUAACCAUCUUCAAAAAGAGAAACACCAUUUUAAAGUACAUUGGAAAUCUUGAGCUUCUUGUACAAGGAUAUAAUAAGCUGAAACAGACUCUUCUGGAAGUUGAAUACCCUCUGAUUGAAGAUGAGCUGAGGACCAUAGAUGAGCAAUUAACAGCAGCCACAACAUGGUUGACAUGGCAGGAUGACUGCUGGGAAUAUAUUGAGGCAGUGACGAUGGCCACCUCUGAGUUGGAGCACAGAGUGGAGCGCACACAGAACAAUGUGAAACUGAUCCAGCAGACAAUGAGGGCUUGGGCGGAGAACACAUUCCUCCCCAGGAGAGAGCACAGAAGGGAGGCCACCUUGACUUUAGAGGACAAGGGCGAUUUGUUUACAAAAAAAUACAAGUUAAUUCAAGAAGAUGGCUGCAGGAUACACAGCUUGGUGGAGGAAAACAGGGAGCUCUUCAAAGCCAGCGCCUCUCUGGAUACCUGGAAAAUUUAUGUAGAAUUCAUUGAUGACAUCGUGGUGGAAGGCUUUUUUCAGGCUAUAAUGCAUGACUUGGACUUUUUUCUGAUGAAUACAGAGAAACAAUUGAAACCUGCUCCACUUUUUCAAGCUCAAAUGAUGCUAAUGCCUCCCGAGAUUGUGUUUAAACCUUCUUUAGAGAGAGAGGUUGCGGAUGGCUUUUAUGACCUAGUAGAAGAAAUGUUGUGCAGUAGUUUCAGAAUGUCUGCCCAGAUGAAGCGAGUAGCAGCACAUCUGGAAAUAGCAAAUUACCAGAACGAUAUGGAUAACAUGUUGGGCCUGGCAGAGGUCAGGCAGGAGAUAAUGAAGAGAGUGGCAAGUGUCAUCGACAAAGUCUUGGAUUUCAGAAAUAGUCUAGAUAUCUACGCUUACCUUUGGGUAGAUGACCGAGCUGAGUUUAUGAAGCAUUUUCUCCUGUAUGGCCAUACUGUAUCAUCCGAAGAAGUGGAUGCUCAGACCAGUGAAGAAAUCCCUGAACAACCACCAACUCUUGAACAAUUCAAAGAACAGAUCGACAUUUAUGAGGCAUUGUAUGUUCAGAUGAGCAAGUUUGAUGACUUCAGAGUGUUUGAUAGUUGGUUCAGAGUGGACCUGAAGCCAUUCAAAGUGAGCUUGCUAACCAUUAUUAAGAAAUGGAGUUGGAUGUUUCAGGAGCAUCUUUUGAGAUUUGUCAUCAACAGUCUGAAUGAGCUACAAGAAUUUAUCAAGGAGACAGAUAUAGGACUCCAGAGAGAACUCAAUGAAGGUGAUCAUGAUGGUUUAGUUGACAUCAUGGGGCAUCUUCUGGCUGUCAGAAGCCGACAGAGAACUACAGAUGAGCUUUUUGAACCCCUAAAAGAAACCAUCACACUCUUGGAAAGCUAUGGCCAGAAGAUGCCUGAGCAAGUCUAUAUUCAGCUAGAGGAAUUACCUGAAAGAUGGGAAACUACCAAAAAAAUUGCAGCAACUGUCAGACAUGAAGUUUCACCUCUCCAAAAUGCAGAAGUCACUCUUAUAAGGAAAAAAUGUGUUUUGUUUGAUGGAAAGCAGGAAGAAUUCAGAGAGAGAUUCAAAUGCUAUGCCCCUCUUGGAUUUGAUGCAGAAAAUCCAUAUGCAGUGCUUGAUAAGGCAAAUGAAGAGCUUGAGGCAUUAGAAGAAGAAAUGUUGCAGAUGCAAGAAUCAACUCGUCUUUUUGAUGUUGCUCCUCCAGAGUACAAACAAAUGAAGCAGUGUCGCAAAGAAAUAAAACUACUGAAGGGACUCUGGGAUGUCAUUAUUUAUGUUAGAAGAAGCAUUGAUAAUUGGACUAAAACCCAGUGGAGACAGAUUAAUGUGGAACAGAUGGAUGUAGAACUCAGAAGGUUUGCCAAGGAAAUUUGGUCACUAGACAAGGAAGUUCGUGUUUGGGAUGCUUACUCAGGCCUGGAAGGUACAGUGAAGGACAUGGCAACCUCUCUGAGAGCUGUCACAGAAUUACAAAGCCCUGCCCUCAGGGACAGGCAUUGGCACCAGCUGAUGAAGGCCAUUGGGGUCAAGUUUUCAAUAAAUGAAGACACCACCUUGGCAGAUCUGCUAGCGCUGCAGCUGCACAGAGUGGAAGAUGACGUCCGAAGGAUCGUGGACAAAGCGAUGAAAGAACUGGGGACUGAGAAGGUUAUUACUGAAAUCAAUCAGACCUGGGCGACUAUGGAGUUUUCUUAUGAAGUUCACUAUCGAACAGGCAUUCCGUUAUUGAAGUCUGAUGAACAACUCUUUGAAACUCUUGAGCAUAACCAAGUUCAGUUGCAGACUCUUCUUCAAAGCAAGUAUGUGGAAUUUUUCAUCGAACAAGUAUUAAGCUGGCAAAAUAAAUUAAACAUAGCAGACUCAGUGAUCUUUACUUGGAUGGAAGUCCAGCGAACUUGGUCUCACCUGGAAAGCAUCUUUGUUUGUUCAGAAGAUAUUCGAAUCCAGCUUGGGGAAGAUGCUAGGAGAUUCGAUGGAGUAGAUGCUGAAUUUAAGGAGUUAAUGUUCAAGACAGCCAAAAUAAAAAAUGUUUUAGAAGCAACAUGCAGACCUAAUCUCUAUGAAAAACUUAAAGAUUUACAGUACAGGCUUUCUUUUUGUGAAAAAGCUCUUGCUGAAUACCUGGAAACCAAGCGUGUGGCUUUUCCUCGCUUCUAUUUCAUCUCUUCUGUCGACUUGCUUGAUAUUCUCUCAAAGGGAGCUCAGCCUAAACAGGUCACACGACACCUUGCCAAACUUUUUGACAGCCUCGCUGAUCUGCAGUUUGAUGAUAAUCACGAUGUUUCUGCACAUCGAGCAGUUGGAAUGUACAGCAAAGAAAAGGAAUAUGUCCCAUUCCAAGCUGAGUGUGAAUGCAUAGGCCAUGUGGAAACAUGGCUUCAGCAACUUGAACAGGCCAUGCAAGAAACAGUGCGUCAUUCUAUCACAGAAGCCAUAGCGGCCUAUGAGGACAAACCCAGGGAACUGUGGAUUUUUGAUUUCCCAGCUCAAGUUGCCCUAACCAGCUCACAAAUAUGGUGGACUACAGAUGUAGGAAUAGCCUUCAGUAGACUAGAGGAAGGCUAUGAAACGGCUCUAAAGGAUUUCCAUAAAAAACAGAUUUCCCAGUUGAAUACACUGAUUACCCUUUUGCUCGGAGAACUCCCAUCUGGAGACAGGCAGAAGAUCAUGGCAAUUUGUACUAUAGAUGUCCAUGCCAGAGAUGUGGUGGCUAAACUUAUUUCACAGAAGGUUGUCAGUCCCCAGGCUUUCGCUUGGCUAUCUCAACUUCGUCACCAGUGGGAAGACACCCAGAAGCACUGUUAUGUCAAUAUUUGCGAUGCCCAGUUCCAGUACUUCUAUGAAUACUUAGGAAAUAGUCCUCGAUUGGUGAUCACUCCUCUGACUGACAGAUGUUAUAUUACCUUGACUCAGUCACUUCAUCUGACCAUGAGUGGGGCUCCAGCUGGCCCAGCUGGUACAGGGAAAACAGAAACCACCAAAGAUCUGGGCCGUGCCCUUGGCAUGAUGGUUUAUGUCUUCAACUGUUCAGAGCAAAUGGACUACAAAUCCAUAGGAAAUAUCUAUAAGGGACUGGUGCAGACAGGAGCUUGGGGCUGUUUUGAUGAGUUCAAUCGAAUCGCUGUGGAAGUUCUGUCGGUGGUCGCAGUACAAGUGAAAAUGAUUCACGAUGCUAUCAGGAACAGGAAAAAGAGAUUUGUAUUUCUUGGGGAAGCUAUCACGCUCAAGCCAUCAGUUGGAAUAUUUAUUACCAUGAACCCAGGAUACGCUGGUCGAACUGAAUUACCAGAAAAUCUCAAAGCUCUUUUCAGACCCUGUGCCAUGGUGGCCCCUGACAUUGAGCUAAUAUGUGAAAUCAUGUUAGUUGCUGAAGGAUUUGUGGAUGCACGCUCUCUGGCCCGGAAAUUCAUUACAUUGUACACGCUCUGCAAAGAACUCCUCUCCAAGCAGGAUCAUUAUGAUUGGGGACUUCGUGCUAUUAAAUCUGUCUUGGUUGUAGCCGGCUCUCUGAAACGAGGAGAUAAAAAUAGACCUGAAGAUCAGGUACUCAUGAGAGCACUGAGGGACUUCAAUAUGCCUAAAAUAGUGACUGACGACAUCCCAGUGUUUCUGGGCCUGAUCAGUGACCUGUUUCCAGCCUUGGAUGUGCCCCGGAGAAGGAAACUACACUUUGAACAGAUGGUCAGGCAGUCUACCCUGGAGCUCCGCCUGCAGCCUGAAGAUAGCUUCAUCCUCAAAGUUGUCCAGCUUGAGGAGCUGUUGGCUGUGCGGCAUUCUGUCUUUGUGGUUGGAAAUGCGGGCACAGGAAAGAGCCAGAUUUUGCGAACACUGAACCAAACAUAUGUUAACAUGAAACAGAAACCCGUUUGGAAUGACUUAAACCCUAAAGCUGUAACAACAGAUGAACUCUUUGGUUUCAUACAUCAUGCUACCCGAGAAUGGAAAGAUGGCAAAAUAAUGUCCUUUGCAUAUUUUGUAGGUCUCUUCUCAUCCAUUCUGCGGGAACAAGCAAAUCUUAUGCAUGAUGGACCGAAAUGGAUAGUGCUGGAUGGAGAUAUUGACCCCAUGUGGAUUGAAUCACUAAAUACUGUCAUGGAUGACAACAAGGUGCUGACCCUCGCCAGCAAUGAGCGUGUAGCCCUCACUCCUUUCAUGAGGCUCCUGUUCGAGAUAAGCCACUUGAGAACGGCAACCCCAGCGACUGUAUCCAGAGCUGGUAUUCUGUAUGUGAACCCACAAGAUUUGGGCUGGAAUCCGUAUGUGGCCAGUUGGAUAGACAGAAGGCAACAUCAAUCAGAAAAGGCUAAUUUAACUAUCCUUUUCGAUAAAUACGUCCCUGCAUGUUUGGAUAAGCUGAGAACAAGCUUUAAGACUAUCACUUCAAUUCCAGAGAGUAGCCUGGUGCAGACUCUCUGUGUUCUUUUGGAGUGUUUGUUGACUCCUGAAAAUGUACCAUCUGACAGCCCAAAAGAAAUCUAUGAAGUCUAUUUUGUCUUUGCUUGUAUCUGGGCCUUUGGAGGCACCCUGCUACAAGACCAGCUUUUUGAUUAUCAAGCUGAUUUCAGCCGGUGGUGGCAUAAAGAGAUGAAGGCGGUGAAGUUUCCAUUCCAGGGGACAAUCUUUGACUAUUACUUGGACCAUAAGACUAAGAAAUUCUUGCCUUGGGCUGAAAAAAUUCCCCAGUUUACUAUGGAGCCUGAUGUACCUCUUCAGAAACUACAAGUUUCGUGGAAACUGGAAGCAUAUUUCUGUGCAGUGAUUCUUAUUUCGGACCUUAUUGUAUUUGUUAAAGUGGCACUCCGCUUCUCAGUACCCAAAUCUGUAUUAACCACAAUGAGAUACAAUCUCAUACCUGUUAGAAUGGCUGUUAUCAGUAGCAUGAAAGAUAGCAAGCAUUGGCAAGGAUGA